This is a messenger RNA of Aspergillus ruber CBS 135680, 1776 nucleotides long. RefSeq names its product FabD/lysophospholipase-like protein. The record is from RefSeq and is a predicted model, not a curated record. Gene Ontology annotation, cellular component: membrane. Gene Ontology annotation, biological process: arachidonate metabolic process. Bases 1 to 1776 code for a protein of 591 amino acids. NCBI's taxonomy places the organism in Eukaryota, Fungi, Ascomycota, Eurotiomycetes, Eurotiales, Aspergillaceae. The transcript has 9 exons.
AUGGUGAUGCAAGGCAAGAUCAAUCCAGAGGAGCUCUGGGCCCUCGAACCCUUUCCGUCUCUGCCAACUGCACUUGAGAAUAAGUCAUACAAGCUCGAAAGCGAUGGAAAUGUACUGGAAGUUACGCCCGAGAGUGACGAGACCUUGGGUGUUGAGGAAGAUAAUCUUAAAUGUGUAAUGUGGUUUAAUACUGGACCCUUGACACUCGCAACAAUCCGAAGGAUCGAUAGUCUUCAGUUGUUCACUGAGUCGCAUGACGCGAAUUCUGUCCUUACCACAGCUGAUAACCGGACCUGGUUCGAUCUUGCCAUUCUGGAGAAUGAAAAUGACCAGCAUGCUAGAGUCAAGCAAGAAAUUGAGCUGGUGUGGACGAGUCAUAGAAAUCGAAGCCAGACGACGGAAUUUGGCUGGGACAAGGGAACUGUCUUUGACAAGAAUCAUCCUUUUCUACGUUUGUUAGAGGACGGAAAUUGUCUCGCAGUCCGUGUUUGUUCCGGCGACCAAAAUGCCCACAACGUGGUUAGGAAUGCAAUUCUGAAAUUGGAUAUUGGUGAUGAAAUGGUCCGUGAUGCCAUUACAUACAACGAGACACCAAAGGAAACCAAGAUCAUGGUGAAUGUCUUCAAGGAGUGCAACUCUAGUGUGCCUUCUGGCGAUUACAUGCCAUGGGUCUCUCUUGGUGCUUUCAGGGCUGACUAUUACGACGACGGUCGUACUCAUCCAUUACGUGUUCUUGCUAUGGAUGGGGGCGGUGUCCGUGGAUUGUCUUCUCUUUAUAUCCUCCAGAAAAUUUUCGACAAGUUAGCAGAAAGGUUGGGAGAAAGGAGAAAGCCGUGUGAUGUUUUUGAUAUGAUUGGAGGUACCAGUACUGGAGGCUUGAUCGCUAUUAUGCUUGGUCGUCUUCAAAUGGAUGUCAACGACUGCAUUCAAAAAUACCAAGAAUUGAUGGGCAUAGUCUUCAAGAAACGUCAAGGAAUAUUUGGAUCGGCUUUGGAUUGGAUAACCAAGAAUGGGAGCCUUCUUUGGAGUGGCCAAACCUACGACGACAAACCUCUCGAAACACAAAUCAGGAAGCUCGUAAAGGACAAACUCGGAACUGAGAAUGCCGACCUAUAUGAGGGGGAUAGCAAUGCGGCUUGCAAAACAUUCGUUGUAGCUACCCGGAGAGACGCGCUCAACAACCGUUCCCCGGUAUUCUUGCGUUCCUACAAGCAUCCCCAUGAAACUCGCGGCCUCCGCAAUGUCAAAGUGUGGCAAGCUGCUCGUGCAACAUCUGCUGCUCCCACAUACUUUUCUUCUAUGAAGUUAGGUGACUAUGAGUUAGUUGAUGGAGGCUUGAGUGCCAACAAUCCUCUUGGAUGGCUAUGGACAGAAGUCUUGAGCAUCUACGGCAUGGGCCGUAGAGCCAACUGCUUCCUCAGUAUUGGAACUGGCAUCGACUCCAACCAAGCGAUUACAGAUCCAAGAAAAGCGCCUGUUCAGGCCGUAUCGGCUCUAACGGCUGCUGCUACCAAUACCGAGAUUACUCACCUUCUCUUCAGGACUCUUAUCGACGCCUUCGCACCAAAUAGUGGGAAACCGAAAUACUGGCGUCUUAAUGUCAACAAGCCUAUCGGUAAAUGCAUCGAUGGUCAGGACCCCGAGAACUAUGAGAAAGUGGUGGCCUUGGAUGAUAGUGGAGCUGCGAAGGUGUUAGAAAAAGGCGCUAAGGAGUAUAUCGACGAAGUGGGUGCUGAUAUCCAGAAGUGUGUUGAUGCCAUUUUGGAUAAGCAAUAG